Cavia porcellus (domestic guinea pig) is the source of this 5732-nucleotide messenger RNA. It is a transcript of the gene Mapk8ip3, whose product is annotated as mitogen-activated protein kinase 8 interacting protein 3. The transcript has 32 exons. Lineage: Eukaryota; Metazoa; Chordata; Mammalia; Rodentia; Caviidae. Gene Ontology annotation, cellular component: cytoplasm. The record is from RefSeq and is a predicted model, not a curated record. Gene Ontology annotation, biological process: vesicle-mediated transport. Bases 178 to 4197 code for a protein of 1339 amino acids. Gene Ontology annotation, molecular function: JUN kinase binding; MAP kinase scaffold activity; kinesin binding.
GUCCCCUUUGCCUGGCGGGCGCAACUUCCGGCGAGCGAGUGACGGGUGCGGCCAGGCCAGCAGCUGCUGCGGCGGCAAGCUGCGGCCUGAGGUGACGCCGGCAGGCCUGAGGCGACAGCAGCCUGCGAACCCGGGCAACCGGAGCGAGCCGCGCUGGCGGCCGCAGUGGCCGCCGCGAUGAUGGAGAUCCAGAUGGACGAGAACGGCGGUGUGGUGGUGUAUCAGGAUGACUAUUGCUCGGGCUCAGUGAUGUCGGAGCGCGUGUCGGGCCUGGCGGGCUCUAUCUACCGCGAGUUCGAGCGCCUCAUCCACUGCUACGAUGAGGAGGUGGUCAAGGAACUCAUGCCCCUGGUGGUGAAUGUGCUGGAGAACCUGGACUCAGUGCUGAGUGAGAACCAGGAGCACGAGGUGGAGCUGGAGCUGCUGCGCGAGGACAACGAGCAGCUGCUCACGCAGUACGAGCGAGAGAAGGCGCUGCGCAAGCAGGCGGAGGAGAAAUUCAUUGAGUUUGAAGAUGCCUUGGAACAAGAGAAGAAAGAACUCCAAAUCCAGGUGGAACACUAUGAGUUUCAGACACGCCAACUGGAACUGAAGGCCAAGAACUAUGCGGAUCAGAUCUCCCGGUUGGAGGAGCGGGAAUCAGAGAUGAAGAAGGAAUACAACGCCCUCCACCAGCGGCACACAGAGAUGAUUCAGACCUAUGUGGAACACAUCGAGAGGUCCAAGAUGCAGCAGGUUGGGGGAACCAGCCAGACGGAGAGCAGUCUGCCAGGGCGGAGUCCUCGCCAGUCAUGGAGGAAAAGCAGGAAAGAGCGCCCUACCUCUCUGAAUGUCUUUCCCCUGGCUGACGGCAUGGUACGUGCACAGAUGGGGGGCAAGCUCAUGCCUGCGGGAGACCACUGGCACCUGAAUGACCUCGGCCAGCUGCAGUCCAGCUCCAGCUACCAGUGUCCACACGAUGAGAUGUCCGAGUCAGGUCAGUCCUCAGCAGCUGCCACACCCAGCACUACGGGCACCAAGUCCAACACACCCACAUCCUCUGUGCCCUCGGCUGCAGUCACACCACUCAACGAGAGCCUACAGCCCUUGGGGGAUUAUGGUAGUGGCACAAAGAACAGCAAGCGGGCCCGGGAGAAGCGCAACAGCCGCAAUAUGGAGGUCCAGGUCACCCAGGAGGUGCGGAAUGUCAGCAUAGGCAUGGGUAGCAGUGAUGAGUGGUCUGAUGUUCAGGACAUUAUCGACUCUACCCCGGAGCUGGAUAUGUGCCCAGAGACACGCCUGGACCGCACAGGAAACAGCCCAACCCAGGGGAUUGUCAACAAAGCUUUUGGCAUCAAUACUGACUCCCUAUACCAUGAGCUGUCAACAGCUGGCUCUGAAGUCAUCGGGGAUGUGGAUGAAGGGGCUGACCUCCUAGGGGAGUUCUCAGGAAUGGGCAAAGAAGUGGGGAACCUGCUGCUGGAGAACUCGCAGCUUCUAGAAACCAAAAAUGCUUUGAAUGUGGUGAAGAAUGACCUUAUUGCAAAGGUUGACCAGCUGUCAGGAGAACAGGAGGUGCUGAAGGGGGAACUGGAAGCAGCCAAGCAGGCCAAGGUCAAACUGGAGAACCGAAUCAAAGAGCUGGAAGAAGAGCUAAAAAGAGUGAAGUCUGAGGCUGUCGUUGCUCGCCGCGAGCCCAGAGAAGAGGUGGAGGAUGUAAGCAGCUAUCUCUGUACAGAAUUGGACAAAAUCCCUAUGGCCCAGCGCCGCCGCUUUACAAGGGUAGAGAUGGCGCGUGUGCUCAUGGAGCGUAACCAAUACAAGGAACGGUUGAUGGAGCUACAGGAGGCCGUGAGGUGGACCGAGAUGAUUAGAGCAUCCCGAGAGCACCCAUCUGUCCAGGAGAAAAAGAAGUCCACCAUCUGGCAGUUCUUCAGCCGCCUCUUCAGCUCCUCCUCCAGCCCUCCUCCAGCCAAACGGUCCUACCCCUCAGUGAACAUCCACUACAAGUCACCCACCGCUGCCAGCUUCAGCCAGCGCCGCAGCCAUGCCCUGUGCCAGAUCUCAGCAGGCAGCCGGCCCUUGGAGUUCUUCCCUGAUGAUGACUGUACAUCUUCUGCCCGGAGGGAGCAGAAGCGAGAGCAGUACCGCCAGGUGCGCGAACAUGUACGCAACGAUGAUGGGAGGUUGCAGGCCUGUGGUUGGAGCCUGCCCGCCAAGUAUAAGCAGCUGAGUCCAAAUGGGGGCCAGGAAGACACACGGAUGAAAAACGUGCCUGUGCCUGUAUACUGCCGCCCUCUGGUAGAGAAGGACCCUACCAUGAAGCUGUGGUGUGCUGCUGGUGUCAAUCUGAGUGGAUGGAAGCCAAGUGAGGAGGAUUCUGGAAAUGGAAUCAAGCCUAUACCAGGCCGUGACCCUCUGACUUGUGACCGAGAAGUAGAAGAUGAACCCAAGAGCAACCACACGUCUCCAGAAAGGAAGAAGGCAAAGGAGCUACCUGAGACAGAUGCCACCUCUAGCCGAGUUUGGAUCCUCACCAGCACCCUGACCACCAGCAAGGUGGUGAUUAUCGAUGCCAACCAGCCAGGCACCGUUGUGGACCAGUUCACAGUCUGCAAUGCCCAUGUCCUGUGUAUUUCCAGCAUUCCUGCGGCCAGCGACAGUGACUACCCCCCAGGGGAGAUGUUCCUAGACAGUGACAUGAACCCUGAGGACUCCAGCACUGAUGGUGUGUUGGCUGGUAUUACACUGGUGGGCUGUGCCACUCGCUGCAAUGUGCCACGUAGCAACUGCUCCUCUAGAGGGGACACCCCAGUACUGGACAAGGGACAAGGAGAGAUGGCUGCCGCUGCCAAUGGGAAGGUGAACCCAUCCCAGUCCACAGAGGAAGCCACAGAAGCUACAGAGGUGCCAGACUCUGGGUCCAGCGAGCCAGUAGCAGCUGCAGUGCGGCCUGGGCCCCUCACAGAACAUGUCUUCACAGACCCUGCUCCUGCCCCACCCUCUAGUACUCAACCUGGCAGUGAGAAUGGGCCAGAAGUCGGUGGCAACAGUGUACAGCCCCAGCCGGAGCCCGCUGGAGACCCAUCAGCACCAAGUAGCAGUGCUGCGCCUACCAUGUGGCUAGGAGCCCAGAAUGGCUGGCUGUAUGUGCACUCAGCUGUGAACAACUGGAAGAAGUGUCUGCACUCCAUCAAGCUGAAGGAUUCUGUGCUGAGCCUUGUGCAUGUCAAAGGCCGUGUGCUGGUGGCUCUUGCAGAUGGGACUCUGGCCAUCUUCCACCGUGGUGAGGAUGGCCAAUGGGACCUAAGCAAUUACCACCUGAUGGACCUGGGCCACCCACACCACUCCAUCCGCUGCAUGGCUGUUGUGUAUGACCGCGUCUGGUGUGGCUACAAGAACAAAGUGCACGUCAUCCAGCCCAAGACAAUGCAGAUUGAGAAGUCAUUUGAUGCCCAUCCAAGGCGGGAGAGCCAGGUUCGGCAGCUGGCAUGGAUUGGUGAUGGGGUGUGGGUGUCUAUCCGCUUGGACUCUACUCUCCGGCUCUACCAUGCCCACACCCAUCAGCACCUGCAGGAUGUGGACAUUGAGCCUUACGUCAGCAAGAUGCUGGGCACUGGCAAGCUGGGCUUCUCCUUUGUGCGCAUCACAGCUUUGCUCAUCGCAGGCAACCGCCUCUGGGUGGGCACUGGCAAUGGGGUUGUUAUCUCCAUCCCGCUGACUGAGACUGUGGUUCUGCAUCGAGGCCAGCUCCUAGGGCUCCGGGCCAAUAAGACAUCUCCCACAUCUGGGGAGGGCACCCGCCCUGGGGGCGUCAUCCACGUAUACGGGGAUGACAGCAGUGACAAAUCAGCCAGCAGCUUCAUCCCUUACUGCUCCAUGGCUCAGGCCCAGCUCUGCUUCCAUGGGCACCGUGAUGCUGUCAAAUUCUUUGUCUCAGUGCCAGGGAAUGUGCUGGCCACCCUCAAUGGCAGUGUGCUAGACAGCCCAUCUGAGGGUCCUGGGCCUGCUGCACCUGCUGUGGACACUGAGGGCCAGAAGCUGAAGAAUGCACUAGUGCUGAGUGGUGGUGAAGGCUACAUUGACUUCCGCAUUGGGGACGGAGAGGACGAUGAGACAGAGGAAGGUACAGGAGACAUCAGCCAGGUGAAGCCCGUGCUAUCCAAGGCGGAGCGCAGUCACAUCAUCGUGUGGCAGGUGUCCUACACCCCAGAGUGAGGCCACUGCCCCAACUCCCUACCCUGCCUGAUGCCAAUGUGUACAUAGGAUCCCUGCCUGCCUGCCCUUUGUCUCCUCCCCUGGGGCAGCCAGGAACCUGACCACCCCCUUCUAACCUCUCAACUUGCAGCUUUGACCUGAAGUCCAGCCCCCUCCCCCCAGCUGGCAGGGAGAGGGGUGAUACAGGUAACAGGGAGGGAAGCAGGGAGCAGGCUGCAUCCCCAGCAGAGAGGGGAGAAUCUCUGGGAACACCUUCUCAAUAGUACCUGGCUGGCACCCAGCCCAGUGUCAUCUAGUCUUAAAGGGUAAGGGUAAGGCUGAGGUGGCUGUGGCCCACUAUGGGCUUGCCACUCGUAGGACCCCCAUGGCAGGACCAGAGGCUUUGAGCCACCAAGUCUUCCUGUCCUGAGUUGACCUGCUUUGCAUGUUACCCAUGAAAGUGGGGUCCCUUGGCCUCCAAGCUCUUACUCUUAAGAGGAGGCUCAGGCUGCCUGGACCCUAGCCAGCCUUCUAUGGGUAUUCCCUGUCCACAAACAUCCAGUCCCUCAGCCCAGUCCAGGCUCCCUAGGGCAGCUUCUUCAGAAGACAAACCAGGUGCCAUCCAGCCCAGCCCUUGCUGACUUGUGUCCUUCCAGGCUCUCCUUGGGCCCAGGCUCACCUCCUAAGAACAAGAUCUUAAGAGUCACACCCCUCCCUGAGGCCCCUAGGGUAGAAUUUCGCGGCCUACCAGGUCUCUGGUUUCUUCUGGGGGAUGAGGAUUGAUCCAAACCAGGCAUGGUGGUGCACACCUGUGAUCCUAGCACUUGGGAGGCUGAGGCAGGAAGAUUGUAAGUUCAAGAUGUCUGGGCUACAGACUGAGCUCAAGGCCAUCCUGAAUGACAUAGCCAGGCCAGCCUGUCUCAAAAAAAAAAAAAAGUUGGUCCAUAGGCCUCUCUUUUGCGAUAAAAUAGGGUGGGGAAGGGGGUUGUUCCAGAGUGCAGGCUCCAGCCUCAGGUUGAUGGGGGUGGUGUGCUCUUGGAGUCUGUCUGCUGCACAGGGCUCCAAGGAGCCCAGCUCCCAGACACGAACUAAGUGCCUAGGGUUGCCCGCUGUGGCCUGCUCCCAUGAAGAGCAAAUGGUGAGGGGCUGCCCAGCAGAGGACAAAGACAGGGCUACUGCACCAGGCCCUGGGCUGCCCUCCUUACCCACCUUCCCCGCCCAGGCCUUACUCCAACUCCAAGGCACUGAUAGGGCAGCAUGGCCCCUGCUGCCCAUCACCCCCUAGAGAAGCACAGAUCUUAGGGUGUUAUGCCAUGAGCCCAGCUGGCCACCAUAGGCUGCAGUUAUGUGCAGCUGCAGGCUUCUCCCCACUACCCACCCUGCCACCUCUCCACUGUGAUGUAUGUCCCUGUCUGUCCCCACAGGAGCUGAAAGUGACGGGUUUAGAGGGUGGGUGGAGCUGGAAAAAGGGGCCGGUGCAAUUUUCCUCAGGCUUUAUUUGGUCCUGCUAGUGAACCCACAUAUCUGCUCUGUAUGUAAUAAACGUCUUGACACCA